Erythranthe guttata (spotted monkey flower) is the source of this 1244-nucleotide messenger RNA. RefSeq names its product myb-related protein 305. The record is from RefSeq and is a predicted model, not a curated record. Gene Ontology annotation, molecular function: sequence-specific DNA binding; DNA-binding transcription factor activity. Gene Ontology annotation, cellular component: nucleus. NCBI's taxonomy places the organism in Eukaryota, Viridiplantae, Streptophyta, Magnoliopsida, Lamiales, Phrymaceae. Gene Ontology annotation, biological process: regulation of DNA-templated transcription.
GUACUGCACAUCUAGGGUUAAGCACAGGAUAUAAUUCUUGCGUCAUGCAUGUACGCAUGCAUACUUUUCCAAGUGUUUGAGCUAUUUUGAUUAAUUAAUAAUAUAUUUAAAUGUCGUAAACAAAGUUAGGUUAAAAAUCAUCUUGACGUCAAAUUAAUGGCUCAUUUAACUGGCAAAAGUAUUUAAAAAAAUAUAUAUAAAUAAAAAAUAAAGAAAGAAAGAAAGAAAGAAAGAAAGGCUCUUACCAAAACUCUAUAAAUUGAGCACCACAUCACCAUUAUUAUCUUCAAAUAACAUCUACCAUACUUUUCUCUUUCUCUCUCUCUCUCUCAUACACACAGAGACACGCAGUAGGUGUUUCUCUCUCUAGAAAAAAAAGAAAAGAAAGAGAUGGAUAAGAAACCAUGUAUAUCUCAAGAUGUUGAGGUGAGGAAAGGACCAUGGACUAUGGAAGAGGAUCUGAUUCUCAUGAACUACAUUGCUAACCAUGGUGAAGGAGUUUGGAACUCUCUCGCUCGAUCUGCCGGGCUGAAGCGGACGGGAAAAAGCUGUCGACUACGGUGGCUGAAUUACCUGAGGCCGGAUGUUAGGCGUGGGAAUAUCACGGCGGAGGAGCAACUUUUGAUUAUGGAACUGCAUGCUAAGUGGGGUAAUAGGUGGUCGAAGAUAGCAAAGCAUCUGCCCGGAAGAACAGACAAUGAAAUAAAGAACUACUGGAGGACUCGAAUCCAAAAGCACAUAAAGCAGGCAGAUCAGAACUGCAGUACAGGUCAGCUUGCUGACGUCAGCAAUGACCAAGCCAGCACGAGCCAACUCUCCAGUUGCUGCCCUGCGGAUAACCAUACAGUUGAAUCCUACUCCCCUUCGUCCUUCAACGCGAACAUCGAGCCUUUUCAACCACCUUUCCCAACCGAAUCCAACGAAAACCUCUGGAGCAUGGAGGAUCUUUGGUCCUGCAGUUACUCAACGGCGAAUAAAUAUAUAUAUAUAUAUAUAUAUAUACAUGUGUGUGUGUAUGUAUAUGUGGUCCUAUAAAAUCGAUCGUCCGUCCGCGGUAAAGUGUCUCUCAAGAAACCUAUAUUAAACGAAAAACGAUGAAUCCGGUCCGGUGGUAUAUAGAUGAAUUAAUUAGUUAAUAUAUAUCGAGUACGCCUUUAUAAUUUCUGGUUCUUGAAUUUUUAAGUGUUGACAUGUAAUAUAUUAUAUAUAUAAAUAUAUGAUAUGGUUUUAUGAUGAUGAAUUAA